UGGAAUGUUGCUGUGAGAACUAGAGACAACUUUUGGAAGGGCCCCGAGCCAUCCUAGAGUGAUGGCUGAAGGGACAAGGGAUAGGCUAGGUCUUAGAGGACCAUUUACAGGCAUUUGUGGGGAGCUGCUGUGUGCUCAGCUGUAUAUUUUCUGGAGAGCAAUACAGUCUACCCAGAAAGACCAGGCAACAGUGAUGGGGCAGGCUGCAGUACAUGAGUUUAGAAUAAAUUAUAAUUGAUUUCCAGCCUACUUCCACAAAAGAAUCAGAAGAAAUAGCCAACAAAAGUGUCUCCCCUAGUGAUUGUUACUCUCAGGAAGAUUGAAAACCAUGCAGAGGAAGGGGGCAAGCACUCAGAUGAGACAGAUGGUGACUUUAUCUAAAGAGUAAAUUUAGCUUGGAGAUUCCUGGCAGCCAAAGCAGAAAGAGAAGUAAGACGAGCUGUAUAACUGGCAUUUUCUGACAAAAUGAAGCACCUGAUUUAUCAAAGGGAGACACUUUUUUUGUCACAAAAAUCCAAAAGUAAUUUUCAAAGGCUUUUCACUAAAGAGCCAUUAAUGUCAUUAAUGUAAGAGGCAGAGUGUUACUGGGUUUUCAGAUUUUUCUUGGGACUCCUUCUGAUCCUGAACAAGCAUGGAGGGUACAGCAGAUAUCAUAGAGUGUCCGACAUGACCCCGCCUGGCUUUAACAUGACACGGUGGACUGUCUUGACCUCUGGCUGCCUUUGUCCACUGUGCCAUUGGCAUUGACCUAUCUGAAUGUGGGACUGAGCUGCUUGGCUCACUUAGCUAGUCCAGGUUGCUGGGUGUAGCAGGUGUGCCACUUUCACAUGCUGUGGGAAGGAAGAACUGACUUUGCCCCAGAAACUGUCAUGGGCACACUUGAUUUGUUAGUUUCCUUGGGGGAUAAAGAAUCCACAGCACAGCACCUGCUGAGUGGUUGUUGGCUCAGAGAAAGCAAUUGAAGCCUCAUGCUGAUAGCAAGAGAUGUAUCAGAUACAAGAGGAUGCCUCAAUCAGCAUUCUCAGCUGCAGUCAAGAAAAAUGAAUUGUGGCCUAUGUAAACAGAAAAGGUUGGCGGGCGUGGCCAGUGCAUGGCCCAAUCACACCACUAGCCUGGGCUGGUGGUGACAGUUCUGUUGCCAUCUCCAUCACUGGACACCAUGCCAGUCCUUCUCAUGUCAGAACUGCAUACUGCUGCCAUCCAACACCAAGAUGUGUGCUUUCCAUUUGCUGUGAGGCCUUGAGCCACGGCCGGGGCUGCGAGGGUAGCUGGGGUGGAGGGAACACUCAGCACCUAGAAAACGAGUGCUUGGCGUUCUGCUUGGUGGGAAGCUGGGAAUGGCACCCACCGAGACUCAUAAGGGACAAGAGUUGGAAAACAGGGAAGAGUGAAUGAUAGGAGGCCAGAAAAAACAGUCGAGCUUUGGGAGUUGAGGCAGGCUUAUUAAAAAGGAGCAUUUCACUCCUUUUGGCGAGAUUUCUCGGAGCUGGGGCACUGGCUCAUCAGCCUAGGGCUGUAGGCGGAGGUUAGUCUGGGGCAAGCGGCGGGAUCUGCGGGCAAGGGGGCCAUUGUGCUGCUCCUGCCAGCAGUCCCAGCUCCCAUUUUUCUCCCUGCUCAGUCCGACACCCACCCGUCCGACUUUCUUAGGCAACCCUAGAAGGCUCCUGGAAUCCACUUCCGCUCUCCACGGCCUGGGGCUUGCCCCACCUCCCGGCAUGCCCCGGGCUGCCCUGCAGGACGCCCCCCCGCGCAGUGCAUGGUGGGGUAGCCAGCCGGCCACCUUUGGGCCAUGGCAGCCGAAGGUGCUCUGUGCGGUUUCGUCUAUCUGGAGGGCACUGCCUGGGCGGUCCCUGAGGACACCGAACCCUUGGCAUCCUGCACAUUGGGACAUGGCAACCACAGAGAGAGCAGCCCUUUUCUUUCCCCCUUGGAGGCUUCCAGAGGAAGUGACUACUAUGACAGGAACCUGGCACUGUUUGAGGAAGAGCUGGACAUCCGCCCAAAGGUAUCGUCUCUUCUGGGAAAGCUCGUCAGCUACACCAACCUCACCCAGGGCGCCAAAGAGCAUGAGGAGGCUGAGAGUGGGGAGGGCAUCCGCCGGAGGGCAGCCGAGUGACCACUGUGAUAGGGAGUAUCAGAUGCCAAAGGAAUGCGAGAGGGAGAACCAACUCCACCUGAGGCAACCUUCGGACAUCUUCCUGAGAGAGGCACCCAGCAUGGGCACCCUCAUGGGGGUGUACCUGCCCUGCCUGCAGAAUAUCUUUGGGGUUAUCCUCUUCCUGCGGCUGACCUGGAUGGUGGGCACAGCAGGUGUGCUACAGGCCCUCCUCAUCGUCCUUAUCUGCUGCUGUUGUACCCUGCUGACGGCCAUCUCCAUGAGUGCCAUCGCCACCAACGGUGUGGUUCCAGCUGGCGGCUCCUAUUUCAUGAUCUCUCGUUCACUGGGGCCAGAAUUUGGAGGUGCUGUGGGCCUGUGCUUCUACCUGGGAACGACAUUCGCAGCAGCCAUGUACAUCCUGGGGGCCAUCGAGAUCUUGCUGACCUACAUUGCCCCACCAGCUGCCAUUUUUUACCCAUCGGGUGCUCAUGACACGUCGAAUGCCACUUUGAACAAUAUGCGUGUGUAUGGGACCAUUUUCCUGACCUUCAUGACCCUGGUGGUGUUUGUGGGGGUCAAGUAUGUGAACAAAUUUGCCUCGCUCUUCCUGGCCUGUGUGAUCAUCUCCAUCCUCUCCAUCUAUGCUGGGGGCAUAAAGUCUAUAUUUGACCCUCCCGUGUUUCCGGUAUGCAUGCUGGGCAACAGGACCCUGUCCCGGGACCAGUUUGACAUCUGUGCCAAGACAGCUGUAGUGGACAAUGAGACAGUGGCCACCCAGCUAUGGAGUUUCUUCUGCCACAGCCCCAACCUUACGACCGACUCCUGUGACCCCUACUUCAUGCUCAACAAUGUGACCGAGAUCCCUGGCAUCCCCGGGGCAGCUGCUGGUGUGCUCCAGGAAAACCUGUGGAGCGCCUACCUGGAGAAGGGUGACAUCGUGGAGAAGCAUGGGCUGCCCUCCGCAGAUGCCCCGAGCCUGAAGGAGAGCCUGCCUCUGUACGUGGUCGCCGACAUCGCCACAUCCUUCACCGUGCUGGUCGGCAUCUUCUUCCCUUCUGUAACAGGCAUCAUGGCUGGCUCAAACCGCUCUGGGGACCUUCGUGACGCCCAGAAGUCUAUCCCUGUGGGGACCAUUCUGGCCAUCAUUACAACUUCCCUCGUGUACUUCAGCAGUGUGGUUCUCUUUGGCGCCUGCAUUGAGGGUGUGGUUCUCCGGGACAAGUAUGGCGAUGGUGUCAGCAGGAACUUGGUGGUGGGCACACUGGCCUGGCCUUCACCCUGGGUCAUCGUCAUUGGCUCCUUCUUUUCAACGUGUGGCGCUGGCCUCCAGAGCCUCACAGGGGCACCACGCCUAUUGCAGGCCAUUGCCAAGGACAACAUCAUCCCCUUCCUCCGGGUGUUUGGCCACGGGAAGGUGAAUGGUGAACCCACAUGGGCACUCCUCCUGACGGCGCUCAUCGCCGAGCUGGGCAUCCUCAUCGCCUCCCUCGACAUGGUGGCCCCCAUCUUAUCCAUGUUCUUUCUGAUGUGCUACCUGUUCGUGAACCUCGCCUGUGCGGUGCAGACACUCCUGAGGACUCCCAACUGGCGGCCCCGGUUCAAGUACUAUCACUGGGCGCUGUCCUUCCUGGGCAUGAGUCUCUGCCUGGCCCUUAUGUUUGUCUCCUCCUGGUACUAUGCCCUGGUGGCCAUGCUCAUCGCCGGCAUGAUCUACAAAUACAUCGAGUACCAAGGGGCUGAGAAGGAGUGGGGUGACGGGAUCCGAGGCCUGUCCCUGAGCGCUGCCCGCUACGCACUGUUGCGGCUGGAGGAGGGGCCUCCUCACACCAAGAACUGGCGGCCACAGCUGCUGGUGCUGCUGAAGCUGGACGAGGACCUGCACGUGAAGUACCCGCGGCUCCUCACCUUCGCCUCCCAGCUCAAGGCUGGCAAGGGCCUGACCAUUGUUGGUUCUGUCAUCCAGGGGAGCUUCUUGGAGAGCUAUGGCGAGGCUCAGGCCGCCGAGCAGACCAUCAAGAACAUGAUGGAAAUUGAGAAGGUGAAGGGCUUCUGCCAGGUGGUGGUGGCCAGCAAGGUGCGGGAAGGGCUGGCCCACCUCAUCCAGUCCUGCGGCCUGGGAGGCAUGCGGCAUAACUCCGUGGUGCUGGGCUGGCCCUACGGCUGGCGACAGAGCGAGGACCCCCGUGCCUGGAAGACCUUCAUUGACACCGUGCGCUGCACUACGGCUGCCCACCUGGCCCUGCUCGUGCCCAAGAACAUCGCCUUCUACCCCAGCAACCACGAGCGCUACCUGGAGGGCCACAUAGACGUGUGGUGGAUCGUGCACGAUGGUGGCAUGCUCAUGCUUCUGCCCUUCCUGCUGCGCCAGCAUAAGGUCUGGAGGAAGUGCCGGAUGCGCAUCUUCACAGUGGCCCAGAUGGAUGACAACAGCAUCCAGAUGAAGAAGGACCUGGCUGUCUUUCUGUACCAUCUGCGCCUUGAGGCCGAGGUGGAGGUGGUGGAGAUGCAUAACAGUGACAUCUCUGCAUACACCUACGAGCGGACGCUGAUGAUGGAGCAGCGGUCGCAGAUGCUGCGGCAGAUGAGACUGACCAAGACUGAGCGGGAGCGAGAAGCCCAGCUGGUCAAGGAUCGGCACUCGGCCCUGCGGCUGGAGAGCCUGUACUCAGACGAGGAAGAUGAGUCUGCAGUGGGGGCUGACAAGAUCCAGAUGACGUGGACCAGGGACAAGUACAUGACUGAGACCUGGGACCCCAGCCAUGCCCCUGACAAUUUCCGGGAGCUGGUGCACAUUAAGCCGGACCAAUCCAAUGUGCGGCGCAUGCACACUGCUGUGAAGCUCAAUGAAGUCAUUGUCACGCGCUCCCACGACGCCCGCCUGGUUCUCCUAAACAUGCCUGGCCCACCCAGGAACAGUGAGGGCGACGAGAACUACAUGGAGUUCCUCGAGGUGCUCACCGAGGGCCUUGAGCGGGUGCUGUUGGUGCGCGGUGGUGGCCGUGAAGUCAUCACCAUCUACUCGUGAGCCCAGUGUCAUCUUGUGGCCUGGAGUCGAGGUCUUGGCCAGGACAUAACAAGCUGUGGUCUGGGGUAACAGCCUCUUCCCAGCACCCACCUGCCAGCCCUGCUUGCCUGGCCCUGUCCUGGACCCAGCUUUGCUAGGUCUCCUUGGAAACCAGGCCUGGGCCUCAAAAUAGAGAUGGAUCCCAGGUCUUGUGGGACCCUGGGAUGUUUGGGGACUUUACUAUCUAGCACCCCAGUAGGCCUGUCCUGGCCAGAGAAGACUGGUAGGGGCCGAGUGGGGUUUGAAGGCAGCCGGCCCGGCCCAGCCCAGGAGCGCUAUUUAUUGCAUAUUUAUUGUUUGGAUGUCACCAUCAGAGACGAAGGGAAGGGUAGCCAGGGAGGGAGUCCAGCCCAGCUGCCUGCAGGAAGAUCUGGCUCAGUCUACUAUGGGCAGGGCCCCCCACCAAGCUGAGCCGAAUGGAGACAGCCGAGCUGAGGCCUGACUUUUUCAAUAAAACAUUGUGUACUUCUGGGC
Messenger RNA from Gorilla gorilla gorilla (western lowland gorilla), 5636 nucleotides. RefSeq names its product solute carrier family 12 member 4 (gene SLC12A4). Gene Ontology annotation, biological process: chloride transmembrane transport; cell volume homeostasis; chloride ion homeostasis. Gene Ontology annotation, cellular component: plasma membrane. Lineage: Eukaryota; Metazoa; Chordata; Mammalia; Primates; Hominidae. The transcript has 25 exons. Gene Ontology annotation, molecular function: potassium:chloride symporter activity. The record is from RefSeq and is a predicted model, not a curated record. Bases 1716 to 5123 code for a protein of 1135 amino acids.